Messenger RNA from Mycetomoellerius zeteki, 2682 nucleotides. RefSeq names its product Na(+)/H(+) exchange regulatory cofactor NHE-RF1. Lineage: Eukaryota; Metazoa; Arthropoda; Insecta; Hymenoptera; Formicidae. Bases 252 to 986 code for a protein of 244 amino acids. The record is from RefSeq and is a predicted model, not a curated record. Gene Ontology annotation, molecular function: protein-membrane adaptor activity; protein binding. The transcript has 2 exons. Gene Ontology annotation, cellular component: apical plasma membrane. Gene Ontology annotation, biological process: protein localization to plasma membrane.
GGAGUAACGCAGCCAACUUCGCGUCAGUUCGCAUACGUACUUUGGUCGUCGUUUGAACGUGUGCGCGUGUCUCUUUGUUUGUCUGUCUGCUACCUUGCGGUGUUUCUCGUCUCGACGUCUCGAUUCGCGCGUGACUCUCGCGUUUCGCGCGUUCCUCGGUGCAGUGUGGUGGUGUCCGGCAGUGGAUCCGGCGAUAGAUUCUUGCACGUUACUUCUUCUUGUCCCGUCGAAAGUGAGACCGACGUGACGCGAUGUCUUCUUUCAAGGACGAUAGAGUGCCGUGCGCCCGGCUCUGCCACAUCGUCAAAUGGGACGAUUUCAACGGUUACGGCUUCAAUCUACACGCGCAGAAGGGCAAGAACGGUCAGUUCAUCGGCAAGGUGGACGAGGGCUCGCCGAGCCUGGCGGCCGGUCUGCGUCAGGGCGAUCGGAUAGUCGAGGUUAACGAGAUCGACAUCGCGAACGAGACUCACAAUCAGGUGGUCGAGCGUAUCAAGGCGUUCGCCAAUGAGACCAAGCUGCUGGUAGUUGACCAGGAAGCCGACGAUUACUUCAGGGAGAACAACAUCGUUAUCAAGGGUACUAUGCAGAACAUCAAAGUGAUCAAGACGCCGGAGAGGAAUCCCAACAGCGUAGAAGAUCGUUCCGAAGGCAGCAACUGCUCCGUUGACGAGAACACGCAAAAGUCAAUCGAUUCUAACGACACGGGGCACAGCGACAGUACCACCGUUGUGCAGACGACGACCGGCGACAAAGAGUCCAACAUGCGGGAAAAUGGCAAUGGCAAUAUGAACCAUGUGCACGGUACGGGUAAUGGCACCCUGGGUGUCGCGGAUGGUGAUGCGAACAACAGCGAGCCUCGAUCCUUGAACCUGACGAUGAGCGCGAAGGAGCUCAGGGAGAUGCUGGCACAGCGCAAAAAAUACGACCCGAAGAAAGAGUCGAUCGGCUUCAAGGAUAAAUUCGACAUCGUGCAGAAACUGUAGACGCGUUCUCGUGCCUCUCUUGUGACUCGGUAAUCCUUCAUUCCUUUAUUCCUUCCUUUUCCGUCGUCAUCGUCGUCGAGCACUCGACGACGACGACGAUGGUUUCCUUUCUAUAAUAUAACACAUUUUGUUGUAACCGAUCAAAUUGUUGUCGUUAUAAUAAAUACACGAUUGUUUAGAUUAUCGUGAAUGUUAAGCAUUGACGUCGAUAUCGUAACAUUAUACAUACAUUUAUUUGCAGCGAGAAACGGUGCUGCGAAGAUUAGAAUAACGAAAGGAGAUAACGCUGUUUGUAUAAGUACAUUGUUAAUUUUUAGUUUAUAUUACUAUUUUUAAUGUGAAGGCGAAUUUACAUGUGCAAUCUUUGUCGCUUCCGCGCCGGAAGUUACGACAGAUUUCAAGUCACCGGUCUAUCAACAUUUAAUAGAACUAUGAAAUACGAAGAGUUAUUUUUUUAAAGAAAAUUCCACAUUUGUCACUUUUUAUUUCAGGUCAUUAAUUUUUUUUAUAACUUAAUGGUUAUAAGUUAGCCCGAAAAUAUUCAUUUUUUCCUGGAGUAACAACUUAGUCUUAAAGAUGUUCCUGUUGUAAUUAAUUACAACACUUCUCGAUUAGUGAAUAAUUAAAUCUCACUCUUUCGAUUAUCCAUGGUGUCGUCAUAUUAAUUUCUAAGCACUCGUCUAUUAAAUUCGGGAGAUUCGUUCGCCACUUCUUCCCACGACUUUCUCCGGCGAGAAUUGAUCUGCGCCGUCCCUUGAUGUAGUAAUAGUCUCGAACGUUACGUCGAUCAUGCGAAUUUUUUUACCGAUAGAAGACGGUUUCUAAUUCCCAGUUGCGCGUGAUUGAGAAAUAAUUUGUGAUAAAUAUUCUCGCCUAUGUAUAUCGACAAAUUGGAAAUUUACCUCGAGACUUCGACAUUUUAUUGAUCAAAAGACCAAAUGUUUAAUUAAUCAUGUUCAAUAAAUCAUAGGAAGUCAACAUAGCGUUCGUAAAUUAAAGUUAUAACGAACGUUUAAUUCGAAAAUAAUGCCUGGUAUCUUGAAGAACAUCUGUCUUCCAUUUUGCUAAUCAGUUCGACUUACCGUUCGAUUUAUUGCAGCUGCUCUCGGUUAAGGCUGUGUAAUGAGGAUUAACAUGGUUGCCAAAACGACAAUUUAAUGUCGACACGCGGAGAAUUCGAUGCGCGCGGAAUCUCUCGAUAAUCGUGCGCGAAGCGUAGAUAAUGUUUGCGUGAUAAUGGCUAAACGACCAUUGCAAAACGUCAACGUUGUAUUCGGAGAUUCAGUUCAUAGUCGCGGCACGACUGUAAGGACUCGCAAGGACGGACGUUCCUCGCGUGCGCGCUGCAACAGGUCUAUGAAAUCAGUCAGUCGCCCGACGCGACGUGCGGUCCAAGGACGAGCGAUCUGGGAGAAAGUACAGCCAGACGUCGGACGAGUCUCAGUUAAUCUCCGUUAUCGAAUUCAGGACGCGAGUUGUUUUUUACGUUGCACGUUGCAACACCGGGCGGAUCAACUCAGGAAUUAAACAUCCAUGAAUUUUAUAAAUUUCAAUGCGUCAUACCUUGUAUAUUGCUCAGGCCCGAUUCGGUAUUUAACGCAGUUAAUUGGAGCACUAAGAUUAAUAUGGGCACAACAAUGCUUGCAUUUUGUGAUUAAAUUUCUCAUUACAAUAAAUAAUUGCACUGAUUAAAUAA